This is a messenger RNA of Tetrahymena thermophila SB210, 1393 nucleotides long. Its product is annotated as cyclic nucleotide-binding domain protein. The transcript has 16 exons. NCBI's taxonomy places the organism in Eukaryota, Ciliophora, Oligohymenophorea, Hymenostomatida, Tetrahymenidae. Gene Ontology annotation, cellular component: cytosol; nucleus; perinuclear region of cytoplasm. Gene Ontology annotation, biological process: nucleocytoplasmic transport; activation of GTPase activity. Gene Ontology annotation, molecular function: GTPase activator activity; small GTPase binding. The record is from RefSeq and is a predicted model, not a curated record.
AAUUAAAUUCCAUAAAUUUCUAUUCAAUAUUUUUGAAAAAAAAUAAAUGAUAUAAUAGAUUAAAUCUUACGAAGAAUUAGAAGAAUUUUUAAACUCAUCACUUUAAUCUCAUAAGGUUCUCCAUAUUUAUCUAUAGAACAAUUAAAUUGGUGAUGAAGGUGCAUCAGGCUUAGGUUUUGCUUUAGCAAAGUGCAUUAAUCUCUCAAAUUUGUCACUUUUCCUUAAUGGUAAUUAAAUUGGUAAUGAAAGUGCAUCAGGUUUAGGUUCUGCUUUAGCAAAGUGCAAUAAUCUCAUAAAUUUGACUCUUGACUUUUAUGGUAAUUAAAUUGGUGAUGAAGGUGCAUCAGGCUUAUGUUCUGCUUUAGUAUAGUGCACUAAUCUCUCAAAUUUGAAACUUUUCUUAAGUAAUAAUUAAAUUGGUGCAAUGGGUGCAUCAGGCUUAGGUUCUGCUUUAGCAAAGUGCAUUAAUCUCUCAAAUUUGACACUUUGCCUUAGUGGUAAUUAAAUUGGUGAUGAAGGUAUAUCAGGCUUAGGUUGUGCUUUAGAAAAUUGCAUAAAUCUCUCAAAUUUGACACUUUUCCUUAGUGGUAAUUAAAUUGGUGCAAUGGGUGCAUCAGGCAUAGGUUCUGCUUUAGCAAAUUGCAAUAAUCUCUCAAAUUUGACACUUGACCUUAGUGGCAAUUAAAUUGGUGCAAUUGGCGCAUCAGGCUUAUGUUCUGCUUUAGAAAAGUGCAUUAAUAUCUCAAACUUGAAACUUUACCUUCAGAAAAACUAAAUUGGUGAUGAAGGUGCAUCAGGCUUAGGUUAUGCUUUAGCAAAGUGCAUUAAUCUCUCAAAUUUGACACUUUACCUUAGGAACGACUAAAUUGGUGAUGAAGGUGCAUCAGGCUUAGUCUCUGCUUUAGUAAAAUGCACUAAUCUCUCAAAUUUGACACUUGGCCUUGAUGGUAAUUAAAUUGGUGAUGAAGGUGUAUCAUGCUUAGGUUCUGGUUUAGCAAAGUGCAUUUAUCUCUCAAAUUUGACACUUGACCUUAGUGGCAAUCAAAUUGGUGCAAUGGGUAUAUCAGUCUUAGGUUCUGCUUUAGCAAAGUGCAUUAAUCUCUCAAAUUUGACACUUUACCUUAGGUAAGACUAAAUUAGUGAUGAAGGUGCAUCAGGCUUAGGUUCUACUUUAGCAAAGUGCAUUAAUCUCUCAAAUUUGACACUUGACCUUAGUGACAAUUAAAUUGGUUAUGAAGGUGCAUCAGACUUAUGUUUUUGCCUAGCAAAUUGCAUUAAUCUCUCAAAUUUGACACUUUAUUAUGAUUCUUUCUCAAACUAUGAAUCAUAUGUAAAAAGCAAGUAUCUUAAAUUAAAAAGAUUAGUUAUCUUUGAAAUAAGAUUUUACGAAUGA